Messenger RNA from Molossus molossus (Pallas's mastiff bat), 2372 nucleotides. It is a transcript of the gene NR2E1, whose product is annotated as nuclear receptor subfamily 2 group E member 1. The record is from RefSeq and is a predicted model, not a curated record. Gene Ontology annotation, molecular function: RNA polymerase II cis-regulatory region sequence-specific DNA binding; nuclear receptor activity; zinc ion binding. The transcript has 9 exons. Lineage: Eukaryota; Metazoa; Chordata; Mammalia; Chiroptera; Molossidae. Gene Ontology annotation, biological process: negative regulation of transcription by RNA polymerase II; cell differentiation; anatomical structure development. Bases 703 to 1860 code for a protein of 385 amino acids.
CAAGGGAUCCAGCCCGCAGCGACAGGCACAAAGUCACGGGGUAAUGAACUUCGGGGACCCUAUGCCGCCGCGAGCGCGGCUCUCCCCGGAAACCAGGACGUGGCCGCCUGUUCCUUCGGAAGACUUCCCAGCAAUCUAGUUUUCCCACUCAGCGCUCGGGUUUGGGCAACGCCGAGCCCAUCUGCCUGAGACUGCAGUAGUGUUUUCCUUAGAAGACCAGCAGUCUGUAAAGAUCAGUCCACACUGCAUGCCUAAUAUAGAGGGAGAAAUUGAAGACUGAGAGACAGGAAUGGGGAAAGAGAGGAAUUUUGCCCUUUUUGCUCCGUAGAAAGACCAUUUUCUUGUCUCCAUCUCUGUCCUUCAAUACCCCUCUCUUGUUCUCUCUCUCUCUCUUCUUCCUCGAUCUGUCUGUCCAUCUCUGCAUUUGUCUGUCCAUGCGUGUGUCCAUAUCAAGCAACAUUCUCAGCAGCUGCGGUUUUGCAAGAACCGGGAAGAAACUUAAGAAUGCUUAAAUUUCCACUGUGGAACGAAUUCUGAGCCACCAGGGAGCAGCGCAGCGCGCGACAGACACCCACCUGUCUGGCCCGGGAGCCUCGCAGGCUGGAGGGCGGCUGGGGAGCGGCGGAGCCCGGCCGCGAGGCGGACGCUGUCGGCCGGGACUCGAGCAGCGCCCACCAACCGCUCCGCCCCGGGACCGCCAGCAUGAGCAAGCCGGCCGGAUCAACAAGCCGCAUUUUAGAUAUCCCCUGUAAAGUAUGUGGCGACCGCAGCUCGGGCAAACACUACGGGGUCUACGCCUGCGACGGCUGCUCUGGGUUUUUCAAACGGAGUAUCCGAAGGAAUAGGACGUACGUCUGCAAAUCUGGAAACCAGGGAGGCUGCCCAGUGGACAAGACGCACAGAAACCAGUGCAGGGCCUGUCGGCUCAAGAAGUGUUUGGAAGUCAACAUGAACAAAGAUGCCGUGCAGCACGAACGGGGGCCUCGAACGUCCACCAUCCGCAAGCAGGUGGCCCUCUACUUCCGUGGACACAAGGAGGAGAACGGGGCGGCCGCGCACUUCCCCUCGGCAGCGCUGCCCGCUCCGGCCUUCUUCACCGCUGUCACGCAACUGGAGCCGCAUGGCCUAGAGCUGGCCGCGGUGUCGGCCACUCCCGAGCGGCAGACCCUCGUGAGCCUGGCUCAGCCCACGCCCAAGUACCCCCAUGAAGUCAAUGGGACCCCAAUGUAUCUUUAUGAAGUGGCCACAGAGUCAGUGUGUGAAUCAGCUGCCAGGCUUCUGUUUAUGAGCAUCAAGUGGGCUAAGAGUGUACCAGCUUUCUCCACCCUGUCUUUGCAAGACCAGCUGAUGCUUUUGGAAGAUGCUUGGAGAGAACUGUUUGUUCUAGGAAUAGCACAAUGGGCCAUUCCGGUUGAUGCUAACACUCUACUGGCUGUAUCUGGCAUGAAUGGUGACAACACAGAUUCCCAGAAGCUGAACAAGAUCAUAUCUGAAAUACAGGCUUUACAAGAGGUGGUGGCUCGGUUUAGACAACUCCGGUUAGAUGCUACUGAAUUUGCCUGUCUAAAAUGCAUCGUCACUUUCAAAGCUGUUCCUACACACAGUGGUUCUGAACUGAGAAGUUUCCGGAAUGCUGCUGCCAUUGCAGCUCUUCAAGACGAGGCUCAGCUAACGCUCAACAGCUACAUCCAUACCAGAUAUCCCACUCAACCCUGUCGCUUUGGAAAACUUCUGUUGCUUUUGCCAGCUUUACGUUCUAUUAGCCCAUCAACCAUAGAAGAGGUGUUUUUCAAAAAAACCAUUGGCAACGUGCCAAUUACAAGACUGCUUUCAGAUAUGUACAAAUCCAGUGAUAUCUAAGUUCUUCAAGUCCCCACCUCUCAGUACGGGGCAGUAUCUGAUGAACUUCUACCCGUGGAGAACAAGCCUCAACUAACAAACCCUUUGGGAAGCAUACCUCUGGGGGUGUGGAGCCUUCAGGAGAAAAUGUCCAUUGACACACAACAGUUCCAGUAGCUUUGACCUCACCCAGGGUAGGGCCGCCUGGAAGGAAAGGAGCUGUGACAGGCUGGCCUGAGCAGAGGACUGGCUGCUGCCGUGCUCUGGCGGGGCCAGGGGGAGGGUUGCCACGGGCCGUGCCUCUCUGCCUCUCAGCUGGAAGAUCCGUCUGAACUAUCACACGCUGAAACACACGUAGAACUUUCUUUGCCUUCUUAGCAUAUAAAGUUGGGUAACCAAAUAUAGCUCUGUGUAUAACACCAUGCAGCAGCCUUGAGAACUGUCUUAUGAUGGAGACUUUAUUUUAAAAAUAAUAGCGAGGUUUAAAAUCAAAAGUUUUAUGAAAAGUUUCCCUUCUAUUGUAAUACAUCAUU